This is a messenger RNA of Saccostrea cuccullata (small rock oyster), 532 nucleotides long. Its product is annotated as fibrinogen gamma chain-like. The annotation marks the transcript as partial. The record is from RefSeq and is a predicted model, not a curated record. Lineage: Eukaryota; Metazoa; Mollusca; Bivalvia; Ostreida; Ostreidae. The transcript is spliced from 3 exons.
AUGAACAUCAUACUAUUUGUACUAUUUUUGGUACCAGCUACGAGUGCGAUUUUACCCGAGCCAAUAGAUCAAUGUGUAACAGAAACGACCUCAUUUCAUACACUUCUUAACUUUGCCUCAAAUAUUGUAAAAGUGAAUGACGCUAUCUGCAAUAGCAAUGACACACUGAAAUCAGGAGGACAGAUUUCUGAUUAUAACACAGGAUUGGCAACAAAAGAGGAUAUCAGAAAAAUAAACAUGCAACUUGCAGCAAUACUUGGAUUACUACAAAGUUGUGGGAAAGACGCCUGUCAUACGUUAUACAUGUACCCACAAGACUGUGAGGACCUGUUAAACAGAGGUUACAGAGAGAGUAAGGUGUAUACCAUUUACCCAAAUAAAGGAACUGGAUUCCAGGUCUAUUGUAAUCAAGAGACAGCUGGAGGUGGAUGGACGGUAAUACAAAGGAGACAGGAUGGAUCCGAGGAUUUCUUCAGAACCUGGAAUGAGUACAAGAAUGGGUUCGGAAACAUAUCAAAUGAAUUUUGGCUAG